Molecule: messenger RNA, 5515 nt
Organism: Artibeus jamaicensis (Jamaican fruit-eating bat)
Lineage: Eukaryota; Metazoa; Chordata; Mammalia; Chiroptera; Phyllostomidae
Gene: LARP1B
Product: La ribonucleoprotein 1B
Exons: 20
Coding region: 429-3830 (1133 amino acids)
Biological process (GO): mRNA stabilization; positive regulation of translation
Cellular component (GO): cytosol; cytoplasmic stress granule
Molecular function (GO): RNA cap binding
Source: RefSeq, a predicted model, not a curated record
ACUGGCUCAGGGGCGCGCGCCUCCGGCAUUCUGCCUGAGGUCUUCCAACCUCGCUCGCUGCGCCUCUGUCGCUGCCUGUGCCGGCUGACGGCUCGCGGCUCACGACUCCGGCGCCCGGCGCGGGUUGGCUGGCUCGGGACGUGCGUCGCCGAGGCGGGCUGAGCCGACGGGCGGUUAGCGCUCCGUUCGACGCGGGGAGGGGCGGCACUCCGAGCGCUGCACGGCCUCGGCCGACGCGGGCGGCGGUGGCGGCGGCGACGGCGGCGGGGCUCUCGGGCUCGGUGCCCCGGGCGGGAGCCAGCGGGUGUCCCGGCGGAGAGACGGGUAGCCCGGCUCCCUGGCCGCGGGCUCCCUGGCCCCGGGCUCCCUGGCCGCGGGCUCCCUGGCCCCGAGCACCCCGCGGCUGGGGCGGCUGGGGUAAGGGGACGAUGUCUGCUCGCGCCCCGGUGCCCGCCGCUCCCUCUCCGGAGGAGCAGCCCGCGGCGGCUGCGGAGAAGGAGUCGCCGUCGCUCGGGGCGAGCCGCGAAGCGGAGCGGGUGCUCACGCCCGAAAGGGAGGGCAAGCCGGCGGCGAGGGAUGAGAGGGCCGCGACCGCCACCAGCUCGGGGGCGCGGGGCGAGCCUUCGCCAGCGCCGGUGCUGGGACACAGCGUGCCCCAGGCGGCUGUGCCCGUGAGGCCGCUGGCGCUGCACCUGGCACACAGGGCGGGCGGGUCUGGAGGCCCCUUCGGCGGGGAGCCGCUGCCCCCGCUGCUUCUGCUGCCCCCGCCGCCGCGGGACCCGCCGGCCGAAGACGCCCGAGAGGAGGAGGCGGCGGGCGGCUCUGAAGAAAAGCCGCAGCCUCCGCUGCCCCCGAAGGAGAACCCCUGGACCAAAAAGCCGCCGCAGCACCUGUCCCCGGCCGGGUCGGAGCAGCCGCCGCCUCCACUGGAAUCCCCGGAAGCAGGUCCGUGGCUGCUCCGUGAGCUCAGUUCCCCCAAAAUUAUAAAAGCAGGAAAACUCAAGGCAAAGAAGUCCAACAAGGCUAGUGAUUUCAGCGAUAUGGCGAACUGGCCUACACCAAGUGAAUUAGUGAACACUGGAAGUCAGAGUGUCAUCAACCAAGGAAAUAAAAAGCUACAAAAUAAAAAAGAAAGAGAAGACAAGUUUGAGAAGAGAAAUAACAGUGAGAGCAAAGAAAGCCGUGAAACAAAGUUAGAUGGUCUUGGUGAAAAUGUCAGUGAGGAUGAAGCUCAGUCGAGUAAUCAACGAAAGAAAGGUAAUAAGCACAAGUGGGUACCACUCCACCUAGAUGAUGUAAGACCAGAUAGUCAAGAAAGACCAGGAUCCCGGAACAGCUCAAGAUGUCAACCUGAAACAAAUAAAUCAUCACAUAACAAUAGGAGAAAUGAUACACGCAGUUGGAGGCGUGAUAGAGAAAAGAGAGAUGAUCAAGAUGAAGUUUCCAGUGUAAGAAGUGAAGGUGGCAACAUCCGUGGUUCCUCUAGAGGCCGAGGACGAGGCCGGGGACGAGGAAGAGGACGAGGCAGAGGACAUCCUCGAUUAAACUUAGAUUAUUCAUACGGUUAUCAAGAACAUGGUGAAAGGACUGAUCAACUACUUCAAACAGGACAUAAUACCAGUAUGAUGUAUUUCUAUGAUGAUGGUACAGGCGUACAGGUAUAUCCUGUGGAAGAAGCAUUGCUUAAAGAAUAUAUUAAGCGCCAAAUAGAAUACUACUUCAGCAUAGAAAAUUUGGAACGGGACUUCUUUCUUAGGAGAAAGAUGGAUCAACAAGGCUUCUUGCCUAUUUCCCUGAUUGCUGGUUUCCACCGUGUUCAGGCCCUCACUACAAACCUCAAUCUCAUCUUAGAGGCACUGAAAGAUAGCACAGAAGUGGAAAUUGUGGACGAGAAAAUGAGAAAAAAGAUAGAACCAGAAAAAUGGCCAAUUCCAGGCCCUCCUCCACGUAGGGUGCCACAAACAGACUUCUCUCAACUGAUUGACUGCCCAGAGUUUGUACCAGGCCAAGCCUUUUAUUCACACACAGAGUCUGCUCCCAAUUCUCCAAGAAUUGGAAGUCCACUGAACCCAAAGAAAAAUACUGAAACAAGUAAUCUUCAAGCAAUAUCUAGAGUUUUGUCUACCAGUUUGCCUGACUUGGACUCAGAACCUUGGAUAGAAGUAAAAAAAAGGCAUCGUCCAUCCCCAGUGACAUUGAAGGAAUCAGCAUCUCUACCUGAAGAGUCAUCAAAUCAACUACACUCCCCAGAUGAACAAGAACAAGAAGAACUUGAUUUUUUAUUUGAUGAUGAGAUGGAAAAAAUAGAAGGACGAAAAAACACAUUUACUGAUUGGUCUGAUAAUGAUUCAGAUUAUGAAAUCGAUGACCAGGAUUUAAACAAGAUUUUGAUUGUAACUCAGACACCACCUUAUUUGAGAAAACAUUCUGGAGGAGAUCUCGCAGGCAACCACAUGUCUUGGGCAAAAAUUACGUCUGAACUUGCUAGAGUUAUCAAUGAUGGAUUAUAUUAUUAUGAACAGGAUCUGUGGAUGGAAGAAAAUGAAAACACACACACAGCCAUAAAGCUUAGGCCAGACGUGGAUGGUCUUCACACAGCAUGGCCAUGUGGCCUUCCAGUAGAGAAUGGCCUCCCCCUCCCUGAUGCUCAAGAAGUUGAGAACUUUAAGAAGCUAAAUCUCAUUAGUAAAGAGCAGUUUGAAAACCUAACACCUGAACUUCCUUUUGAGCCAAACCAAGAAGUGCCUGUAGCAGCUUCGCAGUCCAGGCAAGAAGUUUCUUCAGCAGCAAUGGCCUGUUCACUGCCAACAGCAGUUCCAGAAUCUCCUAGAAUUUAUCCUGCAAGGGCAUCCAAAAUACCUCGAACACCCAGGUUGCAAGAUCCAAGCAAAACACCAAGAUUUUAUCCUGUUGUUAAAGAACCAAAAGCCAUUGAUGUAAAGAGUCCAAGAAAGAGGAAAACAAGACAUAGUACAAAUCCCCCUCUGGAGUGUCAUGUUGGUUGGGUGAUGGAUUCCAGAGAUCACGGGCCCAGAGCAUCCUCUGUCAGCAGUUCAAAUGCUUCACCUUCAGAAGGUGCACAACUGGUAGGAAGUUAUGGAUGUACCCCUCCUUCAUUCCCCAAGUUCCAGCACCCUUCUCAUGAGCUCCUGAAGGAAAAUGGCUUUACCCAGCAAGUGUACCACAAGUAUCGUCGGAGGUGCCUGAGUGAGAGGAAGCGCUUGGGAGUUGGCCAGUCCCAAGAAAUGAACACUCUCUUUCGUUUCUGGUCUUUUUUCCUCAGAGACCACUUCAACAGAAAAAUGUAUGAGGAAUUCAGACAACUUGCUUGGGAAGAUGCAAAAGAAAAUUACAGGUAUGGAUUAGAAUGUCUGUUCAGGUUUUAUAGUUAUGGACUGGAGAAAAAAUUCAGACAAGAAAUUUUUAAGGAUUUCCAAGAAGAAACCAAAAAAGACUAUGAAUCUGGUCAGCUUUAUGGAUUAGAAAAGUUUUGGGCUUAUCUAAAAUAUUCUCAAUCUAAGACACAAUCAGUUGACCCAAAACUUCAGGAAUACCUCUGUAGUUUUAAGAGGUUAGAAGACUUCCGCAUCGAUCCCCCUAUUAGUGAGGAAUUUGGGAGAAAAAGACAUUCAUCUACUUCUGGUUCAGAGAGUAAUCAUCACAGACUUCCAUCUAAUCCCUCCACAAAGCCACCAAAUGCUGCUAAGCCUGCAUCUACCAAUCAGCUUCAGGUUCCAGUAAAUCCUCCCAGAAAGAAUACUGCGCAGGAGUCCAGUGACGAUUCAAGUGUUGCCUCAGUCUCCACAAAUGGUGAAGUGUCUGAGAAGUAGAUGCUUAUGCGAGUUGUUUGCCCUUGAAAUCAACAUUUACAUCAGUAUUUAUUUGGGAAAAUCUUCUGAUGUUUAGUUGUGAUAAUCAGAAAAAAGAAAAAGGAAGAAAAGUGGUAGCAUUUUUUUUUCAUAGCAAGAUAAAUUCUAAAAACGUUUUCCCGAUUUCCCAGAUAGCAAUAGUUUUGGUGACCUUUUAUAGAGAUCCUCUAAUAAUAUAUUUGAUCUCAGUCUUUAUUUUUCAAAACCAUUGUUUACAAGAACAGCAUUCCCUAAAUAUAUUCAAAAACAAUACAAGGAAUGCCUGAUGUUUCAGCUCAUACUUCUUAAAGAAGAUGCAGUAUGUUGCAUUCAUCUCUUCUGUAGAGUUUUUUACAGACUCCAGUUACCCCACUCUCAAUCCAUUAUUUGAACUUACCAAAAACAAAGAUUACGACGUAUAUAUUUUUUUAAUUCAGGAAAAGAAUAUGAAACGAUACAGUUGCUUUUAGAUGUAUCUUUUAAAGGAAACCUUUUUUUUUUUUAAACAGAAGGAGAACUAUAUUGCAGUUAUAUUAAAGCAUAUGCACUUUGGAUGCUAGAUUUUUCUUUUUCCCCUGCUAGUUAUACCUCAUGAUUUCCACAGUUACUGUUGCGUCAGUGUGGAGUGUUGUGAAUUGGCUGGUUACAUAUCAGGAGUGAUUUACUUUUUGUGACUAUAUAAACCUGCAAAACCUAUACUUUUCACUAAUUGAAAAGUAGUGAAAACUGGACUGGAAUUUGUUGAAAUAUUGUCCUAAAUUAAUUAAAUCUUGCACUGUUUUGAAUGUCUCUACUGUUUGUACGUGUGCAGGUGGGCAUGUCACAAACAUCCCCUUUAAGAGGUGUACUUAGUUCUUCCGUUUGCUUUUAGUUCUGUUUGAUGCUUGUGUUUUCAAGAGUCAUAGCAAAUUGAUUUCUAAUUCUUAUUGCUAUUGCAACUGAUGUAAAUGAUAGUUUCAGUUUUCGUGGGAAUUAAAAAAAGAGCACUUAUUCUAAACUAUUUGAAUUGAUUUUUAAUUAUUUUUGUUUAGAAUAUAGUUGAAAGGCUGUAAUAGUCAGAUGUUGCUUUUAGAAGACUGUUAUAUUUUGUGAAUAAAGUUUUAGUUAUAAACAUACCCAUUUUUAUUUAGCACAUAUAUUUUCUUGUACUGGCAGUAGAAGCUGGUUUAAUAAACUAAAUUAAUUUAUUAUUUUCUUUCUGGUGUCUUGUUCUUAUAGAAUGGCAACAUUGAAAUACAUAUAAUGUUGUUUGCAUAAGUGGGCUAUUUGAAAAAAGAUUUUUACUAGGUUAUUUCCCAUGCAUAAGUGAUACUAUUUAAUAUUGGCAGGGUCAUUUUGAUGUUUUAAUUUUAAGAAACAGUCAAAUUUGAAUGUUUAGAAAAUAAAUUUUACUUGGAAAGAGAUCUUGGAUAAUGAAAAUGCAAAACAACUAAUGAUUUAGAAUAAUAAUUUUUUUAAAGAUUUUAUUUGUUUUUUAGAGAGAGGGGAAGGGAGGGAGAAAGAGUAGAGAAACAACAAUGUGUGGUUGCCUCUCGCACGCCCCCUGCUGGGGAUCUGGCCUGCAACCCAGGCAUGUGCCCUGACUGGGAACUGAAACAGUGACCCUUUGGUUCACAGGCCAGCAUUCAGUCACUGAGCCACAACAGCCAGGGCUAGAAUAAUACAUU